Messenger RNA from Anopheles merus, 946 nucleotides. Its product is annotated as dorsal-ventral patterning protein Sog-like. The transcript has 4 exons. Bases 689 to 946 code for a protein of 85 amino acids. NCBI's taxonomy places the organism in Eukaryota, Metazoa, Arthropoda, Insecta, Diptera, Culicidae. The record is from RefSeq and is a predicted model, not a curated record.
UACCAGAGCCGAAUCGGACACAGUGCGGACAACAGAACACCCUGCGUUGGUGCAAAAGUGCCGCCCGGAAAGGGAUAAUACGUCGGCCGACCGGCCGGUCGCAACAUUAGCCCAGCAGAAAACCGUGCAGUGCAACACAAAAAAGAGAGAAAAGAAGAAAAAAAAGCAAAAAAGUGCUGCAAAAAACGCGCCCCGAAGUGUGAGUGAGUGUGCAAAACGUCACGAAUUGUUAGUGUAGGUGCAGUGUUUGAGAAACGGUCCGCGUGUUUCUGCUUUGGAAAGGAAAAGGAAAUAAAAACGCAGGCGAGGAACCCUCGCCGUGAGGAAAACCGAGAAAGAAAAAAUUACAACCUCAAUUCAAAAAGUGUGUGAUUUGUAACGAAAACAACAAAAAAACGGUGAAAGUAAAGCAGCAAAUCCUGAAGAGGAAAAAAAAACACACACAACAGUUUUGUUAAACAUCAAUCAAUCAAAUAGUGAAACAAAAUCCUGUGCAGUAGUGCAAGUGUUUGUUUUGUGCAAGAGUGCAACAGUGCCGAAAGGAAGCAGCCAAUCCUCAAUCCAACCAGCGCGCACAGAGAGAGAGCGCGCGCGGUAGCGCUCGCACGCGCGGAAAGGACGCUCCAACCAACCUCAGCACCAACCAUACACCCAAAUUGCCAGCCAGCCGUCAGAACCGCAGCCUGCGAUGGCUAAAUUUAUCGCGACACUUUGUCUCCUGUGGCUGUCGGUGCUGGUGCUGGUCGGGUUCGCCGCCCGACCGGUGGCGGCCCGCCGCCACCCGCUGCUGAUCGAGGACGAGGGAGCGCGCCGCAACCGGCCCGCAGAGUGCCAGUUUGGCAAGACCAUACGCGAGCUGCACACGACCUGGUUCGCCGAUUUGGGCCCCCCGUUUGGCGUCAUGUACUGCAUCAUGUGCGAAUGUGUACCGCUAGAGAACGAUUAG